Messenger RNA from Eremothecium gossypii ATCC 10895, 621 nucleotides. RefSeq names its product AGL367Cp. Bases 1 to 621 code for a protein of 206 amino acids. NCBI's taxonomy places the organism in Eukaryota, Fungi, Ascomycota, Saccharomycetes, Saccharomycetales, Saccharomycetaceae. The record is from RefSeq and is marked provisional. The transcript has a single exon.
AUGGAGACGCAACCUUUGCUUAAAACUUCUGAUCACAUGCGACUAGCCAUAAAGAUCUCAGAUUGCCUGUUGCAUUGGGGGCCCAGCAUAAUAUUCUGCAAAGCGGCCCUUGCGCUGUUUUUCUACACGCUUUACAUACCUUUCAGUACCUGCUGUCUGGCUAAGGCUCACAGCCUAAACGAGAGUGAUGUAUUUACUGAGCGUUUACACUAUAUUGGUACUGUGGAUCUUAUGGCCAUCGGCGGUGCUGCAAUGGCAUUUAUUACAACGAACGCAAUGCUCGAAGAUUUUAUUGCCAAUAUUACUAGCUUGAAAUGGAAUGGGCCCAUUGGGGAUCCUGAUUUUCGGAGAAUAAUAACAUUGAGGUUGGUAAUUAUACUGCCAUUGUGGAUAUGGCAAUUUCCUGUCUGGUUCCCUGCCUUGGGUAUAAAAGUUGGCAGUUUACUAUUGCAUUUUCUUCCACUGGUAGACUCUUGGCACGAAGAGGGUAUUCUGAUUUUUUAUGCUACCUCAAGCGCAGCUAUGCUUGUUUACAUGAUUUACUCUUAUGUCGCGUCUCACUUCACGAAGUCUCCAAAAGAAGGCACCUUCGAGUCGGAAGAAGAAAGUUUAUCUGUAUAA